AGCAGCAGAAGGCAAAAACCAACCUCACCAACCUGUUCGCACUGUUCGUCACUCUGCUGUUAUCCACAGCAGUAAUCCGCUAUCCGAAAACAUACAUUCCAAAGCCGAGGCGUGUGUGUCUGGUGUCAGUACGCGGCAGCGGUUCCGUGUGUCGCGUCUGACGCUUUAGAUUUUUAAGAUAAGCAGGCGGAUGGUUUGCGCAGUAAAUCGCUGAUUGUGCGUCGUCCGGCGUGUGUGCAGUGCCGGAUCGCCUCCUAGAGGAGCGUAACGCCUCGUGGCUUGUAUCAACCACGAUGGACGCUCUACGUGUGGAAACCAUCCGCAAUGUGCGCAGUUGCCUGGUGAUUGUGAAAGGCGCAUUGGACAUCCGCCAAUUGGCCAAAGACUACAACACUUUCAUGAACACACCAAUUCCCUUCAAGAAACUCGGCUACAACUCCCUCGAAGAUUUUCUACGUUCCGAUCCAUCACUCGUGCUCGAUAAACAACCAAAUGGCCAAGUCCUCGUCGAUGCCAUUCCGGAUCCACGCAGUAAACACAUUGGUGAAAUGGUUGCACGACAAAACUCCAAAAAGAAGAAAAACGCGCCUCUGCGACCGAAGAAUCCACAACAACCGAAACGAUGGCGGCCGGUGAAUGUCGUCUCCAACGGUCAGCAUCAGCAAUAUGCCAACAAUUCACCGCGUAUCGCGCAGCACAAUCAGUUUAUCACUAGUCCCAGGAAAUGGCAGCAACCACAAGCGCAAUAUCAACAUCAACAGCAAGCACCCACACAUCAUCAAUAUUCCGGCGUGACCAAUCAGCAUGUUCAGAAUAAUCUGCGUAACAUGAGUAGAAUGCAGAUUUCUCCCGAGCAAAACAAACCGACGGCGAAUAAGGAGAAUCAAAGGCCGUCAGCGGCGUUAUUACCAUUACCCGAAGUAGUUGCUGCUCCGAAGGAAGAGAAGACUAAUAUUACAGCGGUGAUGCAGCGUGCGAGGGAGAGACUAAGCAGCACGGCGGCUUCAGUUAGCGGCAGUGAUGCGGAUGAUAGGAAUCAGUUCUGUGAGAGUGGUGAUGUCUCGAAGGAUUUGUGGAAUUUCACGAGGUUUCGUCGGAUUGAAGAACCGCAGGUGAAUUGUGUGCAGACGAAGACAAAAUCACAGAAACGGCCGCAGUUUUACUGCAAAGUUAAGGUUGAUGGAUCGACAUUUUCAAGUUACCCUGAAGAAUUCCACGAUGAAAAGUCUGCGGUUCAAUACUCUACCAAACUGGCGCUGGAACAGCUCCUAAAAAAGUAUGGCCGAACGCGAAAACAGUCGAUUCCAAUCACGGUGGAUUCGUCCAUCAUCGAACGUGUCCCCAGUCUUAUAGGUAAACAUUACAACGGUGUCUGGAGCUGGCAAGUUGAAGCCGAUUACAAAGAUUUGUACAAUGAAGCACUGCCUGCUAACUGGUUGGAAAUUAUUGAUGUUAGUCCGAUGAUUACCGUUGAACAGUUUGGCGAUAAAUUUGUUUUGCGAGUAUGCAACCCACAAGACUUGUUACAGAAAGGCAAGGUGCAUUCGGCGCUGGCGUGCGACGUGUCUAUUCCAACCAGUUCGGCGAAUUUCGAUGAGAAUGGGUUCAUGACGGCGAGGGUGACUUGUGCGGUGUCAGCUGGUGAGGUUUGGUGUAGGCAGAUCUGUACAGAAGAAGCUACCGCAUUUGACACGAUGUGUGAACAAAUGAACAAACACUACAACGAUAUGUUUAAUCAGAACGCCCGAAUGCUUAUUGAACGCUGCGUCAAAGGGCAUUACUACGCCGCUUGGGACAAGACCUGGCAUCGGGCGCAGGCUCUCGAAGUACGCGAAAACGGCCUGCUGUGUUUGAUGGUCGACCGCGGCGAUGAUUGCUUCAUACCGUUCGAAAAUAUAUAUGCACUGCAUCGUCAAUAUGCGCGCGAACGAGCGCAGGCUUUUGUUUGUCGCCUCGCUGGUCUGGAUGAACUCUACGAGGCAUCACAAUUUACCGACGCCAUCAUAGAAUUAGAAGACGCUGAAAUUACUCUGGAACUCAUCGAGGAUACUGAAAAUGGGGAGACCCCAAAGAAGAUUGUUAGUGUUGUUAUGUACGAUAUUGAAACAGGCGUCGAAUUCAAUACGGAAUUGAUGGCGAUGAUUGCCAUCGAGAAUACUACACAUACAUUUGAUAUCGAUAAAUCAUUUGAAGUGCAUGUAUCACACAUUGCCAAAGAUGGAUUAUUCUACGUACAAGUACGUUCACCCGGUUAUAACGUCCUAAAUACCAUGAUGACUGAACAAGAGUCUGAACUGCCAAAAUAUUUAUCCAAACACACGCACCACGAGGCUAUAACACGUCAAAACUGUAAAGAUAAGCUUUAUUUCGCUAAACUAGAAGAUGAUUCAUGUUACAACCGCGUGAAGAUCAUAGAUUCACCGGAAGACUUCAAAUACGCGCAGAUAUUAUACGUGGAUCACGGUAAAACACGAGUGAUUAAAUUAAGCAAUGUUUCGCUUUUACCUCUGGAUAAAUUGAAUCCACUAUUGGCGAAGUUUCCACCACAGGCGACAUUAGUACGCAUGCAGAUGAAGAGAAUCCCAAGUGAUUUAGCAGCGAAGAUGACUGAAUUGUUGCCGCAACAAGCCAGUCUUUUACUGCGGGUGCAAAGUAAGGACGAGAAGGGAAUUCCGAGUGUUAUGCUGUUUGUGCCGAAUGUCAACGGGUUGGUAUCGGUGAAUGACAGUCUAAGUUUUGAAAACUUUAAAAAGGAACCAAUUUCACCGUUAUCACCAAAUGGCCGUUUUACUCCACCAGACUCCCCGCACAAUGUCCCAUCUACCGGCGUUUUGCAAGCACCGCAUCUUCCGAAUUCCAAAGAAUAUUUCGAGGUAAAAGUACCGUUCGCCGUCAAUCCGUGGAACUUUUUCAUUCAACCACGUGAUACAGCGAAUCAACUGGCUGAGAUGAUGAGUAAAUUACAAGCGACAUUCGCUAAUCGACACGUGGAGGCGGUUAAUCUGAAAGAUAUUAAAGCCGGUUCUAUGUACGCUGCGAAACGCGAUGAUGGCGUCUGGUGUCGCGUCUGCGUACUGAAGACAAUCUACCCGAGCGCCAUUGUUGUCUUCUAUGUCGAUUUCGGUUAUUAUGCAAAUCUAAAUUAUCAGAAUUUGUUUUCGUUGGAUAAACACUUUUUGGAGCUGCCGUAUCAGGCAAUCAAGGCAAAACUAGCAGGCAUCAAACCCAUUCAAGAGAAAUGGUCGGUUAAUGAUUGCCGCUAUUUUGAGAAGUUGGUGCAACAGCGUGAGUACGUGUCGGUAAUCAUCGCAUUGGAAAACGACGAGCUUUAUCCAUGCGAUAAAGUGCUUGUACUCAAGCUGAUUGACACCGAGUCAUCCAAUCAAGAUGUGGUGAUUGGUGAUUUGUUAAUUCAGAAGAAGAUUGCCGUUCGGAAUUAACAAAACUAUGUUUUAUUUGUUUUUUUCUCAUAUCGCAAAGUUAUUGUUGGCGGAGUAACGUUUUUGUUUAUGUUUAUGUAAUAUUUAUCAACGGAUAGAUUCUUUUAUUAGAUGUUAUAACUGUGCGCGAAUUGUUUGCACGCACUAUUGGCAGGAUACUCAUGAAUCGUUUGCAACUCUUGAAUUUUUCUAUUUUUAUUAUUACUACUUAAUGUUUGACAAAUUUGUUCAACCAUGUCGCCCUCCAAUAUGCACAAUGUCGAACAGUUUCCCGCACGGUUUUUCUACGGCUUUUAAAGUUGAAUCUUUAAGCAACUUACCAAGACUGACGACUGACUUAUGAUACAAAGACGCUAAAAAAGACAAAAUGGCCGUUGAGUUGUGAGCGUGCGUCGCAAUGUUACUUUGUUUGGCGCAAACAAAGUUAUACAUUGUUAUCGCAGCAGAAAAUGAGAUGAUUUAUGUUUUGCUAAAAAUUACUUGCGUUAUGUUUAAUUAUUUAAGCAUGUAACGUUAAAUAUAAUUGUUUGUAUUUUCAUAGAAUUUAAAAUCGUAUAUUUUUGUAUGUAUUUUGUAAGUAUUUAAUUGUUUUAUUUCGAAUUCGAAACUGUUUCAUUUUUUAAAGUUAUGCUUGUUAAUGUUUCGUAAACAAUGGAAAACAAGCAAUUAUAAAAGAUUUACACUUAUUGUAAACGCAAAAA
Molecule: messenger RNA, 4141 nt
Organism: Dalotia coriaria
Lineage: Eukaryota; Metazoa; Arthropoda; Insecta; Coleoptera; Staphylinidae
Product: tudor domain-containing protein 7-like
Source: RefSeq, a predicted model, not a curated record